AUGGAUGAUGAGUUCUUGAGGCUCCUCUGGCUUUUGAUUAGACUAAGGCUCAAGCAUGACUCGUCACGCAGUUUUUUUGAGAAAUGGCACACAUGGCUCGAUGAAUUUGUGACGAAGCUGAACAAAGGGAGUGACAAGAAUUUAGGACUUGAAAAUAGAGAAGAGAUGAAGCAUCAAUAUUACUACUUCUCCUUCAUUCUCAUCUAUAACAUCCUCCUCUUCAUUAAAUCUCAUCUUCCUCCUCAUCCGCCAAGAUAA
Messenger RNA from Prunus armeniaca (apricot), 258 nucleotides. The record is from the annotation of a GenBank genome assembly. NCBI's taxonomy places the organism in Eukaryota, Viridiplantae, Streptophyta, Magnoliopsida, Rosales, Rosaceae.